Molecule: messenger RNA, 1089 nt
Organism: Cladocopium goreaui
Lineage: Eukaryota; Dinophyceae; Suessiales; Symbiodiniaceae
Source: the annotation of a GenBank genome assembly
AUGCGGCUCGAGGUGAUGAUCACAGUUGGCACUCUGAAGCAAGAGAAUGUCCAAGUGAUACAGUCAUGGGUCCGACAAGUUUCAGCACAAGGAGGAAAGGGUGUUCAUCUUGGAGACAAGGACGCCACUGGUAUCGCGAAGGCCUUUGAAGUGGUGGCAGAAUUCCUUGCGGCAGAAGUUGGUGGGAAACACAGCCCCCGCACAUCAUGCACUGCUCGAGAUUUGAACUGCAAAGCGACGGUUGUGCCCACGCUUUUAAGAGCCGCUGUCUCACCUCCGCUUGGCUGUUUCCUCAUCCAUAAGGGUCAACUGAGCCAAGUGAUUCCACCGAACCAGGUGGACAUGGAGGAAGUGCAGUGGACACGGGUUCGGAUGGCCUUUGACCGUGGCUAUGUGGCACGUCAAGAGAUCCAGGCGGAGAGCGUCCUCGGAGGCGACCUCUAUGACUUCCUGGAUGAGAAGCCGCCAGAGAAGCCCAAGGGCUUGGCCCGAGCCAAGUCGCUACCACCAGGUGCUCGCAAUCUGCGCUCCAAUCGCUUGGAGGAUCGGCCUCCGGCCCCGUUGGGCACCGAUGCUGAUACCUUGGAAGGGCCAUUGAUCCAACCACCUUUGGUCGAUCUUUACGUCUUCUUGGGGGAGGCGCCGCCGCCGCAAAACGCUGUGCGGCGGCGCGAUUUGGACUUGCGGCGGGCCUGGGCCGAGGUUUGGUGGCGUUUCAGAUCACGUCGACGGAUGGAGCAAAAUCAGCAGGAUGAGAGCUAUGGUCCAAGCUGUGACUAUCAACAGUUAUCUGAAGGCCCUGCCGGCUCUAUGGCUACUCAGUCCACAGCCAAUAGUUUCAGAGACUUUUGGCUCUCUCUGGGCGGCGGGCCCUUGAGUAUCGACACCCUAGGCAGUGAUCCGUCCAGGCAGGCACGACGAGGAACAGACCCUGGCAGACCUCGUGGUCGUCCUGAGGCUCAGGUUGCGGGCAUUGCGCAACGGAGCCGCUCGGUCUUUGAGCCUCGGGCCAGUGAUCGCUAUCACCAGUUGGAUGAUGGCCCUCGGCGUCAGGAGUGCGGCUGUGCGCAUCUCUCACGAGUGCGUUGA